Molecule: messenger RNA, 3766 nt
Organism: Cryptomeria japonica (Japanese cedar)
Lineage: Eukaryota; Viridiplantae; Streptophyta; Pinopsida; Cupressales; Cupressaceae
Exons: 23
Coding region: 194-3421 (1075 amino acids)
Biological process (GO): carbohydrate metabolic process
Molecular function (GO): carbohydrate binding; hydrolase activity, hydrolyzing O-glycosyl compounds
Source: RefSeq, a predicted model, not a curated record
AAAAGCUGUAUCUAGUCAUGGACACUCUCAUUAACUCAAACCUUCGCGUAAUCGGAAAUCCUAGUUCAUUAGAAGCCACAUUAUUCGUGCUAUAGAUAUUUUUAAAAUUCGUGUUACUGCUCGUGAGCGGUUGUGUCCAACUAAUUGCUGACACAUGGAAUCUUACUUCUGAAUAAAAAAGCUGUAUCUAGUCAUGGACACUCUCAUUAACUCAAACCUUCGCGUAAUCGGAAAUCCUAGUUCAUUAGAAGCCACAUUAUUCGUUUGGGCAGGACACAAUCGACAGAGUUUUUGCUCCAAGUUCUGUAAAAUUUCAAGCCGAUACUACAAACUUAGAAGUUGGGCUUGUCAAGGUGGCGAUCGUCAUACAAAGAAAAGAGUCUUACAUGUAAAUUCAUCCAACUUGAAGGAUCAACAGUAUACAUCAAGGAUGGUUGGCCAGGAUGAUCCACAGGGAACAAGAAACAUGGAGUGCUCAAGAAAAAUGGUUUUCAUGCCGAUACUUGAAGAAGGUGUUUAUCGUUUUGAUUGUGAUGGGGAUGCAAGUAAAGAAGCAUUCCCAAGCAUAUCAUUUUUGAAUCCUAGAGCUAGAGAUGCUCUUCUGGAAGUUUCUUUGCACAAGGUGCCAGAUUACAUUCCAUUUUGCGAGUGUGAGCAUGGCCAACAAGUUGUUACUCUUGAGCUUCCACAUGGCUCUUCUUUAUACGGUACUGGAGAGGUUAGUGGUUCCCUUGAGCGGGCAGGCAAGCGGGUAUUUACAUGGAACACUGAUGCUUGGGGUUAUGGUGAUAGUACGACAUCUCUAUAUCAGUCUCAUCCAUGGGUUUUGGCUGUUUUUCCAAGUGGGGAAUCUUAUGGAAUUCUUGCUGACACUACAAGGCGGUGUGAGGUGGACUUGCGAAUUGAAUCAACCAUUAAAUUUUCAGCUCCAUCAUUCUAUCCAGUUAUCACAUUUGGUCCAUUACCAUCUCCAGCAGCAGUUCUGACAUCCUUGUCCCAUGCUAUUGGAACUACAUUUAUGCCGCCAAAAUGGUCUAUUGGCUACCAGCAAUGUCGAUGGAGCUAUGACACCGAUUCUAGGGUUUUUGAGGUAGCAAAAAGUUUUCGAGAAAAGAAACUGCCUUGUGAUGUCAUAUGGAUGGACAUUGAUUACAUGCACGGAUUUCGUUGUUUCACAUUUGAUCCCGAGCGAUUUCCUGAUCCACAAUCUCUGGCAAGCAACCUGCAUGGUGAAGGUUUCAAGGGUGUUUGGAUGAUUGAUCCUGGUAUAAAAAACGAGAAGGGAUAUUUUGUCUAUGACAGUGGAUGCUCAACUGAUGUAUGGGUUCCACAGGCAGAUGGUAAUCCAUAUGCAGGGGAAGUCUGGCCUGGGCCGUGUGUUUUCCCUGAUUUUACCCAAGCCAAAACUCGAACAUGGUGGUCAAAAUUAGUUAGCAAUUUUGUUUCAAAUGUUGUUGAUGGUAUAUGGAAUGAUAUGAAUGAACCUGCUGUUUUUAAGACUGUGACAAAAACCAUGCCUGAAAGCAACAUCCACAGAGGGGAUGAAGAAUUGGGUGGGCAGCAGAAGCAUUCUCACUAUCACAAUGUUUAUGGCACAUUGAUGGCAAGGUCCACGUUUGAAGGAAUGCUGCUAGCAAGUCCCAAGAGACGGCCCUUUGUUUUAACCAGAGCUGGAUACAUAGGCAGUCAAAGGUAUGCUGCAACAUGGACAGGAGAUAAUCUUUCAACUUGGGACCACCUACAUAUGAGUAUUGCCAUGGCCCUGAAUCUGGGGCUUAGUGGACAACCAUUUUCAGGACCUGAUAUUGGUGGUUUUGCUGGAAAUGCAACGCCUAGGCUGUUUGCAAGAUGGAUGGGAAUUGGUGCUAUGCUUCCAUUUUCUCGUGGACACAGUGAACAAGGAACAAAAGACCACGAACCAUGGGUUUUUGGUCCUGAGUGUGAACAAGUUUGUCAACUUGCACUUCAAAGGCGGUAUAGAUUUCUACCACAUUUAUACACACUCUUCUAUUUGGCUCAUACAAAAGGAGAGCUUGUGGUAUCUCCACUUUUCUUUGCUGAUUCUAAAGAUCCAAACUUACGGAAUGUUGAAGAUACAUUUUUACUGGGCCCAAUUCUAGUGUCUGCCAGUACUGUACCAGAAAUGGGAUCUGACUCAAAAAAACACUUUCUUCCUAAGGGUGUUUGGAGGCGUUUUGAUUUUGAUGAUAGCCAUCCUGAGCUUCCAUUGUUGUAUUUGCAAGGUGGAUCUAUUGUUCCAGUAGGUCCCCACAUUCAACAUACAGGUGAAGCAAAGCUCACUGACACUCUAACACUCCUUGUGGCUCUAGACGAGCAAGGAAAAGCAGAAGGAAUAAUUUUUGAAGAUAAUGGUGAUGGAUAUGAAUACCAGCAAGGACAAUUCCUUUUGACAUAUUAUGAAGCAGAGUUAUCUUCCUCUACAGUUUCUGUAAUAGUUUCUAGAACUGAAGGAUUAUGGAAGAGGCCAAAACGUAAAUUGCAUGUGCAAUUGCUGCUUGGUGAGGGAGCCAAGAUUGAGGCAUGGGGCCAAGAUGGAGAAAAGAUAAAAUUUGAGGUUCCUCCUGCAGCUGAGGUUGAGAACCUUGUAGCUGAAAGUCAGAAACAGUACAGCAUAAAGAUUGCCCAAGCAAUUCGCCCUCCAAAUGAAGAAGAGCACCAUGCAGAAAAGGGAACUGAACUCUCUAGGACCCCUGUUGAUCUUGAGAGUGGUGAGUGGCGUCUCAAAGUAAUUCCUUGGAUUGGGGGUCGCAUGAUCUCAAUGACCCAUAUUCCAUCUGGCACCCAAUGGUUACACAGUAGGUUGGAAAUAAAUGGAUAUGAGGAAUACAGUGGUGUUGAGUAUCGUUCUGCUGGUUGUUCUGAGGCAUACACUGUUAUCAAGCGAGAUCUUCAGCAAGCAGCAGAAGAAGAGUCCUUGACCUUAGAAGGUGAUAUUGGAGGUGGUUUAGUCUUACAGCGUGAAAUUUGUGUUCCAAAGUCUCGUCCAAAAGUUGCUCGGAUUGAGUCAAGCAUUAUUGCAAGGAGUGUAGGUGCAGGUUCUGGAGGGUUUUCAAGAUUGGUAUGUCUCCGGGUACAUCCAAUAUUCGUCCUCAUCCAUCCAACAGAGGUGUGUGUAAAGUUCACAUCUGUAGAUGGAAAAGAAUGUGAAAUUGGCUCAGAAAUGGGAGAAAAAAUGCUGGAAGCAAACUCUCGGCCUAAUGGGGAAUGGAUGUUGGUAGACAAGUGCCAAGGUCUCGCUUUAGUGAACCGAUUUGAUCCCAAUCAAGUGUCUAAAUGCUUGCUUCACUGGGGUGCUGGCACAUGUAAUUUAGAACUUUGGUCUGAAGAAAGGCCAGUUUCUGGGGACAAUCCUUUGAGUAUAUAUCAUGAAUAUGAGGUAAUUGAUUUUCAAAGUCCAUGAAAAGGAGGUUCCUACCAUGAUUGAUUUUUUCUCUUGAGAGAUGGUAUUUUAUAAGCCUUUUAGUAAAUUUAUAAUGGAACAGCUAAAUUUCUUAACCUGAGUCUACAACCAGAAGGUCAAUUAUGCUGUGGCUUCCUGUUUCACACUCUUUGGAUAUCAAUUAGUAUGAAAAUCUUUCAUGAAAUUUGAUAAUCGUGAGAGGUUACAUCUGUUGAGGUUAUUUUGGAAACAAACACCUCUUGUUAUAUGUACAUUAAGAAUUAUAUGAUUGGCAAUCAUACAAUAAGGGACAAGAAUUCUUACAAUACUCAGUAAAUAUCAAUAAGUAUUUUGGGUAGCUUAAAA